Messenger RNA from Mya arenaria, 1884 nucleotides. Its product is annotated as Kruppel-like factor 18. The record is from RefSeq and is a predicted model, not a curated record. The transcript has 6 exons. The coding region runs from base 1 to 1884 and encodes 627 amino acids. Lineage: Eukaryota; Metazoa; Mollusca; Bivalvia; Myida; Myidae. Gene Ontology annotation, molecular function: protein binding.
AUGGUAGCAACCAAUCACUACCUCCCGACAACCAAUCACUACCUACAGGCAACCAAUCCCAAAAUACAGGCAACCAAUCUCUACAUAAAGGCAACCAAUCUCUACGUACAGACAACCGAUCCCUACCUACAGGCAACCAAUCUCUACAUACAGACAACCGAUCCCAACCUACAGGCAACCAAUCUCUACUUACAGGCAACCAAUCCCUACCAACAGGCAACCAAUCACUACCUACAGGCAACCAAUCACUACCUACAGACAAUCAAUCUCUACCUACAGACAACCAAUCUCUACCUACAGGCAACCAAUCUCUACCUAAGGGCAACCAAUCACUACUUACAGGCAACCAAUCUCUACCUAGAGUCAACCAAUCUCUACAUACAGACAACCAAUCUCUACCUAGAGUCAACCAAUAUCAACCUACAGGCAACCAAUCCCUACCUACAGGAUACCACUCUCUGCCAGGCAACCAAUCUCUACCUACAGACAACCAAUCUCUACCUACAUGCAACCAAUCCCUUCUUACAGGCAACCAAUGGCAACCAAUCUCUACCUACAGCCAACCAAUCACAACCAAUAUCUACCUACAGUCAACCAAUCUCUACCAACUGGCAACCAAUCUCUACCGGCAACCAAUCUCUACCUCCCGGCAACCAAUCGCUUCCUACACACAACCAAUCACAACCAAUAUAUACCUACAGGCAACCAAUCACAACCAAUAUCUACCUACAGACAACCAAUCUCUACCUACAGGCAACCAAUCUCUACUUACAGGCAACCAAUAUCUACCUACAGGCAACCAGUCCCUACCUACAGGAUACCAAUACUACCAGGCAACCAAUCUCUUCCUACAGGCAACCAAUCUCUACUUACAGGCAACCAAUCGCUACCUUCAGGCAACUAAACACAACAUAUCUUUACUUAAAGGCAACCAAUCUCUACCUACAGGCAACCAAUCACAACCAAUAUCUAUCUACAGCCAAUCAAUCUCUACCGGCAACCAAUCUCUAUCUACAGGCAACCAAUCGCUACCUACAUGCAACCAAUCACAACCAAUCUCUACUUACAGGCAACCAAUCGCUACCUACAGGCAACGAAUCUCUACCUACAGGCAACCGAUCUCUUCCUACAGGCAACCAAUCGCUACCUACAGGCAACGAAUCUCUACCUAAAGCCAACCGAUCUCUUCCUACAGGCAACAAAUCUCUACCUAUAGGCAACCAAUUACUACCUGCAGGCAACAAUCUCUACCUACAGGCAACCAAUCACUACCUACAUGCAACAAUCUCUUCCUACAGGCAACCAAUUUCUACCUACAGGCAACCAAUCUCUACCUACAGGCAAACCAAUCUCUACUUACAGGCAACUAAUCCCUACCUACAGGCCACCAAUCUCUACCUACAGGCAACCAAUCACUUCCUAAAGGCAACCAAUCUCUACUUACAGGCAACCAAUAACUACCUAAAGGCCACCAAUCUCUAUUUACAGGCAACCAAUAUCUACGUACAGUCAACCAAUCCCUACCUACAGACAACCAAUCCCUACCUACAGACAAUCAAUCUCUACUUACAGGCAACCAAUAUCUACCUACCGGCAACCAAUCCCUACCUACAGGCAACCAAUUUCUACCUAAAGGCAACCAAUCAGCAACCAAUCACAACCAAUAUAUACCUACAGGCAACCAAUCUCUACCUACAGGCAACCAAUCACAACCAAUAUAUACCUACAGGCAACCAAUCUCUACCUACAGGCAACCAAUCACAACCAAUAUCGACCUACAGGCAACCAAUCUCUACCUACAGGCAACCAAUCAAGAUCGAGGAACAUUUAUUUUUUAUUUCUUCAAAUUUUAUGAAAGGCACAGGGAAAUACAACCACAACUGA